Molecule: messenger RNA, 909 nt
Organism: Rotaria socialis
Lineage: Eukaryota; Metazoa; Rotifera; Eurotatoria; Philodinida; Philodinidae
Source: the annotation of a GenBank genome assembly
AUGCAGCUCAAUCUUGCAGAUGGAACAAUACUGUGCAUUGACUUGUGUGAAACUCAUAAUUUUAAUUGGCUUGAAUCAAAUUUUGGUCGUAUCUUUUCUGUAUUCGACCAACAGGACUCUGGCAAUAUUUCCUUUGGCUGUAUUCGUUCAAAUUCUGAACGUAUCUUCAUCAAAUAUGCUGGAGCAAGGCCCAGUUCGUUUGACGGUCUUCCAAGUGAUGCUGUUGCUCGUCUUCACCGAGCGACUACUGUCUAUCAGGAUAUACAACCUCACGAGCAUUUAUUGGCCAUGCAGAUGGCAUUUUCCGUAGAAGAAACUGGAGGUUUUGUUUUAGUCUUUCCAUGGCUCAAUAGAGCCGAGUGUUUGCAUUCUCACUGGGUUUAUCCGCCACCUGCCAAAUACGAACAUCCGCAAUCACCCUACUAUCGUUUUCGCCAACUACCACUCGAACAACGUCUGAUCGCUCUUCAAGCGAUCUUCUCGUUUCUUGAACACGUCGACAGAUUGGACUACGUAGCAAUUGACUUUUACGAUGGCAGCAUUAUGUAUGAUUUUGAUUUGAACACACUCAAAAUAUGUGAUAUCGAUUUGUAUGAGAAAAUUCCUUGUCGAUCAGCGCUACCACCUUGGGGUUCUCCACGAUAUUUAUCUCCAGAAGAGCUGAGUGGUGAUAGCCUACUCGACCAUCGGACAAAUGUGUUCCGCAUGGGUGCAUGCGCGUUCGGUCUCAUCGGUGGUGAACUCGAUCGGUCACGAUUGAAAUGGGACGCUAGUGAUAGCUUGUACCAGAUAGCUUGUCGAGCAAUAGCUGAUCAUCCCAGGGAUCGGUAUACGAACGCCACUGAAUUUCUUUACAAAUGGUAUCAAGCUAGAGAAACACUAAAAGCUAACAGCCAAUCAAAACAAUAG